Molecule: messenger RNA, 497 nt
Organism: Nilaparvata lugens (brown planthopper)
Lineage: Eukaryota; Metazoa; Arthropoda; Insecta; Hemiptera; Delphacidae
Gene: REPTOR-BP
Product: REPTOR-binding partner
Exons: 4
Coding region: 131-490 (119 amino acids)
Biological process (GO): regulation of DNA-templated transcription
Cellular component (GO): nucleus
Molecular function (GO): DNA-binding transcription factor activity
Source: RefSeq, a predicted model, not a curated record
ACAAGCAGAAGUAAACAAGACAACCCAAAACAUCCAAUCUUCUCAUUAUCAACGUGACAAUUUUAUUAUUUUAAAUUGAAGUGAUAUCAACUAUAACUUUAUCUCGAUUGGUAUCAAAAAUCUAUCCAAGAUGAUGGACUUUGAUGAAUCGUUUAUCAUGAAUCAGGACUUGGAAGAACCUGAACAAGCUCAAGAAGCAAAAGAAGGUCCACGUAGAGGAAGAAAACCUGGGAGGCGAUCGGCUGACAAAAUGGACGUUAAAGCGAAACUUGAGAGAAGUAGACAGAGUGCCAGGGAAUGUAGGGCCAGGAAGAAACUUCGUUACCAAUAUUUGGAAGAAUUAGUCACGGAACGAGAAAAAGCUGUCAUGCUUCUCAGGAGGGAACUUGAUAAAUAUCGAGCUUCUGUGAAAGACGUCGAGGAAGGCAGAAUGACAGAAGAGGUCCAAGUUCUCCUCAGUGAACUGGGAAUCAUCAAACAAGAAACUUGAACUGUCU